CAGACGCGUUCUUUGUCUCUCGUCUUGUCGGAAAAUGUCGCUUCCAAACUCCUGUCGGAAUAUAAUCCCGAUUUAACUCCAAAAAAAAAAGGUUUCUAUCUUUUACCGAAAAUGUCGUCGUCAAACUUCACGGUGGAGUCGUGUAAAGUUGAUUCGGAGGAAGGGGUGAAGCUUCACACGAGAAUCUUCAAACCCAGAGACGCCGACGCCGACGACGACGAUGACAAAAAUCUUGUGAUAGUGUUGGUACAUCCCUUCUCGCUCAUGGGUGGUUGUCAAGCUUUGCUCAAGGGCAUCGCUUCCGAUUUGGCCUGUAAGGGAUUCUGCUCUGUCACUUUCGACACGAGAGGCGCUGGAAAGUCCACGGGAAGGGCUACUCUUACUGGCUUCGCUGAGGUCAAGGACGUGAUCGCCGUUUGUCGGUGGCUUUCUCAGGAAUUCGAGGUUGAUAGGAUCUUACUCGUGGGUUCUUCUGCCGGUGCACCAAUUGCAGGAUCAGCAGUGGAGCAAGUAGAGCAAGUGGUGGGAUAUGUGAGCUUGGGAUACCCAUUUGGUCUACUAGCCUCGGUUCUAUUUGGACGGCACCACAAGUCCGUUCUCUCAUCCCCUAAGCCCAAACUCUUCGUUAUGGGAACAAAAGACGGCUUCACUAGCGUUAGCCAGCUCAAGAAGAAGCUGAAAUCUGCAGCGGGACGCACAGAAACACACCUCAUCGAAGGCGUUAGCCAUUUCCAGAUGGAAGGACCUGAAUAUGAUUCUCAAAUGACCGAUGUCAUUUGCAACUUUAUUUCAUCCAUGUAAAAGAAGUCAUUAUGCAACCUGAUGAUGAGUAUCCAUGUAAGAGUUAAACGUAACUUGUAUCACAUAAUACAGAAUGGAGGAUAACAACAAUCUUGGCAGA
Messenger RNA from Raphanus sativus (radish), 901 nucleotides. RefSeq lists its product as uncharacterized. Gene Ontology annotation, molecular function: hydrolase activity. NCBI's taxonomy places the organism in Eukaryota, Viridiplantae, Streptophyta, Magnoliopsida, Brassicales, Brassicaceae. The transcript is spliced from 2 exons. Bases 112 to 801 code for a protein of 229 amino acids. The record is from RefSeq and is a predicted model, not a curated record.